GUUUGCAGGCCCUUUUCAGCUUCCAUCCAUUCCUCACUUUCUUUCUCCUCAUAAUAAUAAUUCUCCUCACACUCCAAUGGCUUCUUCUUCCAACCCUUCACUUCCACCCACACCCCACCCCUUCUCAAACGGGUACGAAUUCGACCCCAACACCACCUUCGUUCAAGCCGACCCCUCAACAUUCCGCGCCGUCGUCCAAAGACUAACCGGCGUAGCCGGUGAAAAGCUCGCCGGAAAACCCAAUUCCUCCUGCGAGAUGGGUCCCCGCAGGCCCGCCUUCAAGCUCCACGAAAGAAGACCGACUGCAAGAAAGCUGGAGAUCAAGCUGAACAACAACAAUGGCGCCGCCGCAUUACAUUCUCCUUCUUCUGCAAGGAAUCGUACGGUUAUGGCUUCGCCAGUUUCGCCGUUGGAUUAUCUGGCGGCGAGAAGUCCCAAGUCUCCAAUGGAGGAAGAAGAGAGAGCCAUCGCUGAGAAGGGUUUUUAUUUGCACCCUAGCCUGUCAAGCACUCCGAGAGGAUCCGACCCGCCGGAGCUCCUGCCCUUGUUCCCUCUCCAUUCACCUAGGCCUACCGAUAAUCAUUCAUAAUUUCAAAUUCUUGAAUUAGAUGAUUCUUAGUAUCAUAUGUAAUUAGUGUAUUAGUCCACCACCAAACCUAACUGCCUUGCUUGCUUAUGUUCCAAUAUUGUUACGAUGAGUUUUGAUUUUUUGUUAAGAUAUUUCAUCCACCUAUUGGCGAUUCAUAGGAUUAAUUAAACCUAAUUUCCACUCU
Sesamum indicum (sesame) is the source of this 773-nucleotide messenger RNA. RefSeq names its product VQ motif-containing protein 11. The record is from RefSeq and is a predicted model, not a curated record. NCBI's taxonomy places the organism in Eukaryota, Viridiplantae, Streptophyta, Magnoliopsida, Lamiales, Pedaliaceae.